Molecule: messenger RNA, 4387 nt
Organism: Entelurus aequoreus (snake pipefish)
Lineage: Eukaryota; Metazoa; Chordata; Actinopteri; Syngnathiformes; Syngnathidae
Product: sorting nexin-19-like
Exons: 14
Coding region: 142-3045 (967 amino acids)
Cellular component (GO): early endosome membrane; intracellular membrane-bounded organelle
Molecular function (GO): phosphatidylinositol binding
Source: RefSeq, a predicted model, not a curated record
AUUGACGUCACACUACAGGAAGUAAACAUUAGCUCAUAGUUAUCUUGGUGAUCGAAAUAGCUCGGAUAUUAUUCUAUUUUACGAAGAUGGCGUGAGCAGCACCUUUCAUCGCGACAGCGUCAAGCCAACGACCCUCAAAGCAUGGCGGAGGUGCUGGGACAGAAGUGUUUGGUGGUCUUGGGUGUACUGCUGGCUUGGCUGGUACUUUUUCAUCUGCUUGUUAAUAUUUGGCUGCUGUGCAUGUUCACAAGCCUGCUGGUGGUACUUGGUGGGUGGCUUGGCUCACAGGCGAUAUUGGAAUCCAACAGCUUGAUUCACCUGGAGAGAUUUAUCAAACUGCAACAGAUUCCUUCCACUGAGGAGGAUGAGCAUGACUUGGAUCAGGAGAUUUAUAAUACUGUGGGGAAAAUCAUCAGGGACUUUGUUACCUCCUGGUACUCUACUGUGUCCUCUGAGAGUGGCUUUGAAAAGGAGGUUGAAGAGGCCAUGAUAUCCAUGGGCAUUGAGCUGAAAAAGCGUGCAAAGCAGCUGGACAGAAAGAGAAUGACCCAAAGGAUCUUGGAGCUGUUUGGUUGCCAUCUACAGGACUACCUUAGAGCCAAGGAUCUGGUUAUCCAGCAGCAGGUGUCUUCAAGAGGGAGCAAUGACAGCAAGAAAUUGUGGCUGGCGUAUUCUGGUAUUACCGCAACUCAUUUUGUCAUGACCAGUGAGGCAGCAGAAGUCAAUUACACACGAGCAAUGGUGGACUUACUGCUGCAUGUUUUAGUGCCCCGGCCUUACUUGGAAACCCACACUGGACAAUUUGUUGUUGGAGAGCUCAUCACUUGCAACGUCUUGCUCCCCCUUUUUGAUAAAUUGUCUGACCCUGACUGGCUAAAUCUUUUCAUGAUAGAAAUAUUUGGCAGAUCUACUAAAGCAAAGGCUGUGAAUGGAGAAGAGUGCCUACAUUCACCAUUAUCCCCAACACCUACAGAAUUAGAACUCACUCUAUCGCAAGAGUUCACAUUGGCACUUCAGAAUAAUACUGAUGUCUCUCUGCCAAAAGCUCAAACAGAAACAGGAACCCAUGCAGAUAUGGCCAUGCAUGAACUAGCGGUAUUUGAUAGGGAUGAGUCAGAGAUUGUGGACUGUCAAAAGACCAAUACUGAAGAUGAGACAAUUCAUUUGUUCUCAAGAAAUUUGGUGAGAAGAAGCAAAUCAAAUCCCUUUUACCAAGAACAUGAUUCUGAUUUGGACUCUCCGUUAGGUGACUACAAACAGAGUUCCAUUGACUCGCUGGUCAUGAUCGGACAAGAGGAGGGCUUUUAUGACCAACAGAAAAAAUGUGGCACAUCUGUUGACAGCAACAAUAGCAAUGACUUGGAGGAUCUUUGCUUCAUUCAGGAAGUUGGCUCUUGUCUUAGAGGGGCAAAUUCAGAGACAGAGUAUUUAAAUGACCCAACGGAAAAGAGUGCAGAGAGCACUCCCAUCGGCAGCCUUCAGAACUUGGAGAGGGAAGGUAGCUUUGCUUCAACAACCCUAGCGAGGGAGUUUCCUCUGGUUGUAGAACCGCCUGGGAACACCAAUGAAGGUAUUGUCAUGAGCCCAGUACCAGGUUCCUCACCCUUGCCUUCAUUUAGUUUUGAGCCCCUUAUCAGCCCUGAUGGACCAAUCAUUAUCCAAAACCUUCGAAUAGCUGGCACCGUCACAGCUAAGGAACACCGUGGCACCGGCUCACACCCUUACACUCUUUACACCAUCAAGUAUGAGACAGCGAUGAGUUGUGAAACCCCUGGGCACAUCCAACCAUGCUCUGAGGAUGGCAACACAUUGCUCAUAGGUUUCGAAAGCUCUUCUUCUAUUCAGCCUGUGGCCUAUCACAUGGUCAACAGGCGAUACAGUGAAUUUCUUAACCUCCAAACACGAGUGGAAGAGAAAACAGACCUAAAGAAAUUAAUCAAAGGUGUAAAGGGUCCAAAGAAAAUAUUUCCAGAUAUGCCAUUUGGAAACAUGGACAGUGAUAAGAUCGAGGCUAGGAAAGGAAUGCUUGAGACCUAUCUCAAGCAUCUCUGUGCUAUACCCGAAAUAGCCAACAGUGAACAGAUGCAAGAGUUUCUGGCUCUCAAUACAGAUGCCCGGAUUGCCUUUGUCAAAAAACCUUUUAUUGUGUCACGCAUUGACAAGAUUGUGAUGAAUGCAAUCGUGGACACCCUGAAAACCGCUUUUCCUCAUUCCGAGCCCCAGAGCCCAACUGAGGAAAAUGAAGGCGAGGUGAUCACGGACAAAAAGAGCAAGUCACGUCUGAAAUUCUCCAGUAGAAGCAUCCCCUUUAUGAAUGGCUCAGAUAUUAGACUACCUGUAUUGUUCAGCUCGGAACAAACUCACACUAUGUUUAAUGGGAUGUCUUUGGAGGAUCUGCAAAGUUUUAUCUCAAAACAAGAGAAACUAUCUAUCACACUUCUGCCAAAUUGUGGGGAUGAUUCAAAGGUUACACAAAGAGGACAACGCUGGCAUGAAUGCUCUACUGGUAGUCAAAGACAUGAUGAAACAGCUUUGGCUGACGUAGCUUUGAACAUCCUGUGUCUGCUCAUGAGAGAGCAGUGGAGUUGGCUUUGCACUGAGAAUAUUCAAAGGACCAUCAGGCUACUUUUUGGGACCCUUAUUAACAGAUGGCUGGAUGUGAGUGUGGCCAACCUGACAUGUAUCAGAUACUGGGUACAUUACCUUCAGGUCAUCCAGGAGUCUGUGUGGCCAGGAGGAGUACUGCCCAAUUCCCCUCAAACAGAACGAAGUCAGAGGCAGAAAGAUGACACCAAGAAUCAAGUGUUAUAUUGUCUAAUGGGUCUUAUGCCAGAUUUAUUUUCAGAUUUGCUUGGCUCAAACAAGUACAAGCUCAGUUGGCAGAUUGUUAUUGAGUCCUUCCAGGACCCCUACAUUAACAGACACCUGGUUUACUGUCUUUGUGACCUUUUAUUGGAGUUCCUAGUCCCUGAAUUACCGGAGAAAAGUUUUCAGAGGAGUUUGCUGCAGAGCCUUGCCAAGAACCCAGAGAAGCUCUUGGCAUGAGGAAAAACCACAAACCACAAUUUGUUUUUUUGUGCCAAAUCUGAUCCUUCAGCACGGGGGCUUCUGCCGGUGGCCUUAAACACCCUCAAACGUUACUUAUGACUGUUGCCAAGUGAUCAGACUACUGUAAUUGUUACACAUGCAUACAAUAAUUGGGAAUAAUAUGGCUUUGACAAAACCAACUCCAAUUUGUUCCGCGAUUCUGUUCACAUUUUCUUGUCACAUCUAUUUAUAGAGUGGAGAAAACGAGUAUUUGGUGCCCUGCAGAUUUUGUCAGUCAAUCCCCUUGCAAAGAUAUGAACAGUCCAUACUUUUUAUUGUAGGUUUAUAUGUAACAGCCAGUCAGAAUGUGAGAACAGUAAGAAAUAGAGGUUAUGGGUCCAUGGUCCUCACAAAUGAGUCAUGUUCCUUUAGGAAAGUACCCCUGAUCUCAACUCUUUAUGUGUGACACAACCAUGGGCAAGACCAAAGAGCUGUCGAAAGACGUCAGACAAGAUUGAGACGUGCACAGGACUGGAAUGUAUUACAAGACCGUCAGCAAGAAGCUUGAGUUAUUGGAGCUCUACUGAACCUCCACUGUACCUCAAUGCAAGAUUUCACCUACUCGGGUAAGGAUGAUGCUUAGAAAGGCGAGGGACCAGCCAAGCAAUACAAAGAAGGAACUAGUUAAUGACUUUAAAGGGGAACUGCACUUUGACAUGAUGACGGAUGGAUUUUUCGUGAUCACUUCCGGGUGUGCCUAUGUUUACAUCAUCGAGUGGUCUGCUGCUUCCUCGUGUUCUGCUCCCUAUAAGUUUAUUGUAGAUCAUAAAUCAUGCAUCUCACCUGAAAAAUAGAUGGCUGAGGAGAUAAUCGGACCAGUUGGGACACUUUGACAGCCGUUUCCUACCUGGAACUGGCGAGAACGACACGAAAAGUGCUUGUUCACCCCUAGCCCUCACCACCACGUUGUUUCACGAGGAUUAUGAGACAUUUUUAAUCUAAAUGGAAGUAUAUGAACAUCCUAGCAGUCGGCUUCCUAAUGACAGCAGACCUUGUACAGUAAGUUAUGUUUUAUUAUGUUUGUUGGCUCUCAAAGUCUGCUUUGAGCACAAAAAAGCAAAUGUGAUGCGGGUUUGAAAUGAAUGCGCCACGUAUGCUUAAGAUGAUCAAAAUAUCUACAUUUUAAAUGUUAAUGUCUGUUAGUACAAGACGUACAGUAUAUAGUUACAUCAUGUUGGAUGGAUGGAUGUAUAUAAAACCCUAAUGGAGGUGUUUGGAUGUUUUUUAGGGGCUCUAUAGGCAGAAUUGAGCGGCUCCUAUAGGCUCCAUUGGUAAUCAAAUGUAUUUGUAUUUAGAAUGC